Molecule: messenger RNA, 3158 nt
Organism: Folsomia candida
Lineage: Eukaryota; Metazoa; Arthropoda; Collembola; Entomobryomorpha; Isotomidae
Product: venom carboxylesterase-6
Exons: 11
Coding region: 737-2575 (612 amino acids)
Source: RefSeq, a predicted model, not a curated record
GUACACCUUUAUUAUAAAUUUACACAUAUUUAUAUGUAGUCUCACUCACAGUUGUGUUACCUAUUUAAUCGUGGGAUUUAAUUUAAUUGGUGCAAAAUUACGAAAUAUUUACAUACUUCGCCUCCCAGGGUAUUGCCAAUUCUGUCAAGAUUUUACGCAUAGCGAUAAAUGCAACGAAACCUUAUUAACAUUCACCUUCAUUCCUAUUUACUCAUUAAUUUAGUUUUGGAUCACAAUGCAAACUAAUUAACCCGUUUAUUUAUUUAGUCGUGUUUUAAUACUGCAAAAUUAAGCGUGCCAUGGCGUCGCGUGGUUGUGGUUGUGAAUUGACGUGAUAAUAGGUCCCUGGCGUGGCAUGAAAUUCGAAUUUUAUUUUGACAACAUGCGAGCCAUUAACUCGUUAAAAUUAGUUAAUCAACUCUUCAACCAGUUCAGUUUAGUGGAAGGAUUCGGAAGGAAAUGUUGUUUUUAUUUGAAAUUGAAAGUUGUGCAAAAAAAAUUGUGCAAAUAAAAUUACUUAUUUGAAAGAUCAUUGAAUGUGUGAUCAUUUAAGUGAGUAGUUAAUGAUUUAAUUAAGUUUUAACGACAGAAUUUUGGGGAAAGUGACGAAGACGAAGAGAUCAUUUCGUGAUGAGAUUUGAACUCAUUUCCGGUUUGGUUGGACGAAAUAUGUAAAAGAUUUGGGUCUCAGUUUGUGAAAUGUUGGGUUAAAGGAAGCCAAGAAUUUGACGUCAAAAUGGCCAUCGUGGCCACAUUUCUUGUCAAUUUGUUGUGUUCCCUGGUUUCCUGUGAUCCGAAACUGCCUCCCCCGGAGAUUGGUAGUGGGGGGCAUGCGUACAGUCACCUUGGUCAUGAUUCCUUGGACGGGUUGAGUUCGGCGUCGUCGUCGUCGUCGUCGUCGUCGUCCUUUUCGACGAAAAUAGUAAAAUUUGACCCCGUGGUGACCACGAGGUAUGGAAAAUUGCGUGGUUAUGUGAUGCGAAGUGUGGGGAAUGGGGCGAUUUAUGCGUUUGAAGGGAUUCCAUACGCGACAGCGAGACGAUUUAGGAGUCCAAGCCCACCUGCGGGAUGGGAUGGGAUUCGUGACGCGAAAAAGCCAGGGUCGGCCUGUCUACAGUUAUCUUUGCCGAGACAAUUGAGAGUUGUGGGGUCGGAGGAUUGUUUAUAUGUGAAUGUUUACUCACCGAAUGUGGGAUAUCUCGAAAAUAAUGGGGUUGUGGGGAGGAGGAAAGACUUGUACCCGGUCGUGAUGGUUAUCCACGGGGGGAGCUUCUACUGGGGGGCGGGGGACGAACUAGGUCCGGCAUACUUGUUGGAUAAGAACGUUAUCUUGGUCACGUUUAAUUACAGAUUGGGCGUUUUGGGAUUUCUGAGUACGGGUGACUCCCAUUCGCCAGGAAACUACGGGCUGAAAGAUCAAUCUCUCGCCAUUCGCUGGGUGUAUGAAAACAUUGCUGAAUUUGGGGGUGACCCUAAUCGAAUUACCUUAUUGGGGCAAAAUUCUGGCGCUGCAAGCACCCACAUGCACCUCUUGUCGAACAUGUCGUCACCCUACACUUCUAGCGGCGUGUCGCUGAGUGGGUCAGCGUUUACUCAUUGGGCAUUUAAAUCGCGGAAGGAAUCGGUCCGGUUGACGAAUUUGUUGGCGAAAGCGGUCCACUGUCCGAUCGGAGGGGAAAUCGGGAUGAAUUGUUUACGGCAAAGGAAUCCAGUGGAUUUAGUAGCAGCACAGUAUUCUCUCCUGGAAUUUUCACCGUUUCCGAGCACCCUAUUUUCGCCGGUGAUUGAGACCGAGGGCGGCGUUGAGGAACCGUUUUUGACCCAGAAACCUAAAACAAUUUAUCGGAAACGAGCCGCUAUUUUGGAUAAGCCAUGGAUUUUUAGUCACGUCGUGCAAGAGGGUUAUCUCGGCUUAUCGAUGUUACAAAGUUUUGUGACGGAAGGAAGCCUACGAACGAAAUGGAAAGAAGUUGCCCCGAUAUAUUUGGAUUACAAGUACACGUCAAAAAAUGUGACGGAAAUGACGGAAAGUUUGACCAAGUUUUACUUUGGGAGGAGUGAUCCUAAAGUUGUGGCCGAGAGUAAGAUUGCUGCGAUUUACGGUGAUAGACUGACCCUGUCCGGUGUGCAUAAAGCGAUCCACGCCCACUCCAGGGUGGCACCAACGUACGGAUAUAUUUUUGGCUAUAAAGGGAAAUACAGUCUUGGUCGUGUGGUUGGACGGGAUGCAAAAAAUUGGGGCGUCGGCUGUGGAGAAGACCUUUUCUACUACUUCAAUAGUUCCACGUACCAACCCGGAUUUAAAAAAGCAGACCUCGAAGAGUUAUCAAUGUCAAAUGUGAUGACCACUUUUUUAGCGAAUUUUGCAGCGACGGGCGAACCCCUCCUCCCCCAAGAAGAAACGCACGUGUACACUCGCCUCUGGGAACCGGUGGGAUCCCCCUCGUAUAAAUUUUUACAGCUGAAUCGUGACAUCAAAAUGAUUCCGGAACCGUUCAAAAAGCGGACAAAAUUUUGGAGGGGGUUGGGCAAAGGGGACCCGCUCUUGUUAGACCCAUUGUUCGAUGUCCAUUAAAAAAUGGCCAAAAAUUUAACAAAUUAGUGUAAAAAAACUAGAUUUCCUUAUGUGGCUCCUACUACUAUGUAAAUAACUUUUGUAUUGUUUUUUUACCACUAUUUACGAUUAGUUAAAUGAGAAAUGUGCUUGAUUUUGUGGAUUGCAUGCCCCGUGGGAAUUGAGUGAUUUUGCGAUACAUUUGCCUUUUUUGCGUAGCUUUUGCCCAUGCUUUGUUACUUUGUUGUAUGUAGGUACAUUUAUCUAUCUGUGUUUUGUGUGCACUUUAAAUUAAUGGGAUGAUGCCGUGACUAAUGAAUUGUGGUGCGUUUAGUUAAUAAACUAGGUAUUUAACAACAUAUGUAUGUACUUACUUAGAUAAUUGAUCAUCAAGGUGGUGGUGGCAUGUGCGUUGAUAAUGAAAAAAAAUUAAUGGAAAUUUUAGUAGCAUUUAAAGCCUGUAAUAAAAUUUUAAUAAAAUUAUAACAACAUAAGAAGUAAAAUUCAUAUUCAGAAAAUAUUUCAGCUUUUGUAAUCAAUCUUCGCUUAAAAAAUAUGGGUUUUUCAAUCCUUCUGCAGAAUAAAAUUUUGAUCAAAUUUAUAA